This is a messenger RNA of Daphnia magna, 980 nucleotides long. It is a transcript of the gene MED27, whose product is annotated as mediator of RNA polymerase II transcription subunit 27. The record is from RefSeq and is a predicted model, not a curated record. Gene Ontology annotation, biological process: regulation of transcription by RNA polymerase II. Gene Ontology annotation, cellular component: mediator complex. Lineage: Eukaryota; Metazoa; Arthropoda; Branchiopoda; Diplostraca; Daphniidae. Gene Ontology annotation, molecular function: transcription coactivator activity. The coding region runs from base 16 to 957 and encodes 313 amino acids. The transcript is spliced from 6 exons.
AAAACCGAUCGGAGAAUGGCAUUCAAACAACAACAAAAGAUGGCUGACCAUUCAAACAAGCUGGAUAUUGUCCAAGCUACAGCUGCUUUAAAAUCCCUUAGAUCACUGAGAAAUAAUGUCGGCACACUCUUUCACAGCCUCGCCGAAGGUAUUGGGCUUCAGUCCGGGCAGGACAGUAAAGAGUCAAAAUUCGUUGCAGAAUUACAACAGCAGUUGGUCAUUGUGCAGACGGGUGUCAAGGAAUUUGAAGAAGCUAUAACAAGUGUUGAUUCCGUUCAAGUUCAGUUGGGUAACAGUGGCUACUUGAACCAAGAUUGCACUCCUGAUGCGCUAAAUCUGUAUGAAUCCCUCAUCACCUCAUAUAGAUGGACGGAUAAUCUGGCAGAAUAUUCUGGAUAUGCCACAACCCUUCUCAGUCAAAAUUCACUAAAACGAUCUACACUUAUCCCUGCAAAGAGAAGGAGGAUCCAACCUAGUAGCCAGAAUGUACCUCCACAGCAAAUCGACAAUGUUAUUAAUUCUCUCUGCCGUUCAUUGGGUGACAACAUGAAGAUUGAAACUUUCCGACCUUAUGGAUCAAGUACAGUGUUGCAGAUAACCUUAGGCAAGAUCAUGAAAGGCAUUGUGGUUCUCAAGAGAUUGAUGGUCGAGUGGGUCGUCGUUAAAGGCGCUACAGAAGAUUUGAUGACUGAAGAUGGGAAAAUUGAUAUGUGGGGUGAAUCCCGCUACAAGGUGUUCAAGAAGGUUACCGAAAACGCCAAUGCGGCCAUGCUCCAUUUCUAUUCACCAGCAUAUCCGGACCUAGCUAUCAGAUCAUUUUUAACAUGGUUCAACAGUUAUCAAUCGCUGUUUACAAGUCCCUGCAAAAAGUGUGGUCAUCAUUUGCAUAACCUUUUACCCCCUACAUGGAGGGACUUGAGAAAUCUGGAUCCAUACCAUGAAGACUGUAAACCUUAAAUACAAGGAAAAGAGAGAACAUA